AUGUUCCAAUUAAAAACUCAUUUGGGUGUCAAAGAAAAAACACAUGAUAGUGAUUUAAAAACAGCUAAAGAAAAAGUGAUACAGAAUAAAAAACUAUACAAACAAAUUCAUCAUUGUGCAGAAAUUCUUCCAAGUCAAGCAUUUACACCAAUUGAUACUUUAAAACAAACUGCUAUUAUGGUUAAUGAUUCUAAAAUAGUAGAUAUAUUAAAUUCAAUUGAAAAAACAGGAUUUGAAGAAAUAGAACAAAAUUUAAUUUAUCCAUUGAGACAACAUAUUGAAUAUUAUGAUGAUUUACAAAGAAGAAUUGAUGAUUGUCAUAAAACAAGAAUUGAUAUGGAUAGACAUAAAGAAAAACUUGAAAGUUUAAUGAAAAAAACAGGAAAGGAAGGAAAAAUUAAUGAAUAUAGAAUCAAAUUUGAUGCAGAAAAAGAAAGAUAUUCUAAAUUACGAAGUGAUAUUAUUAAUGAAACUGAAUGUCUAGAAGAAGAACGAAUGACAAUUGCUAGACCAAUUAUGAGUAGUUUGUUAGUUUGUUACACAAAAUAUUUAAAAUCAGUAUCUAAAGAAUGGAAACAAAUUGAAGAAAUCAUGAAAGAAAUCCCACCAAACUUCCAAUUCUCUGAAGAACAACAUAAAAUUAUUCCUACUAUUGGAACAAAAUCAAAACAAUAUAAAAUGGUACAAAGUUUAUAUUAUUUUGAACCAAAUGAAGAAAAUGAAUUACAAUUAAAUGAAGGAGAUAUUAUCAAAGUAUAUAAAGAAGAUGGAGAAUGGUGGUAUGGUGAAAAUAAAGGUAAAACAGGGUAUUUUCCAUCAAAUUAUGUUAGAGUUAUAUGA
Messenger RNA from Entamoeba dispar SAW760, 840 nucleotides. RefSeq lists its product as uncharacterized. Bases 1 to 840 code for a protein of 279 amino acids. Gene Ontology annotation, cellular component: actin cortical patch. The transcript has a single exon. The record is from RefSeq and is a predicted model, not a curated record. Gene Ontology annotation, molecular function: protein binding; lipid binding. Gene Ontology annotation, biological process: endocytosis; actin cortical patch localization; plasma membrane tubulation. NCBI's taxonomy places the organism in Eukaryota, Evosea, Mastigamoebida, Endamoebidae.